GUUUGUUUUCGAGACUGUACAGGUCACAUGACAUUCAAAAUGGUAGACGGACUUUUAAAAAUGGAUUUACGAAAUUUGGAAUAUUUUACUUAAUUGAAGCGACCUCUUGUGUUCUGUGAUGUAAUGAAGUCGGUUGAAGCAAAGGUCGUAGUGCUAGGAACACAAGGUGUGGGAAAGACCAGUGUAGUUCUGCGGUAUGUCGGCAACUCCUUCAACAGGGCAGUUAGUCCCACCAUAGGUGCCUCCUUUUUCACAUGUAAAGUGUUGCUUGACAGUUGCCGGGUGAAACUUCAAGUCUGGGACACCGCAGGACAAGAAAGAUUUAGAUCUAUGGCACCCAUGUAUUACAGAAAUGCAAAUGCUGCACUUCUUGUGUAUGACAUCACAUCUGCAGCUAGUUUUGAGGAUGUCAAGAGUUGGGUGUCAGAGUUAAAGAAAAACAUUGAUACUGCAAUAGUGAUGUGUAUGCUGGCAAACAAGUGUGAUCUGAACAAUGAGAGACAAGUCCCCAAGGAGGAGGGUCAGGAAUAUGCUGCGUCUAUUGGGGCUUUAUUUCUAGAAACUUCUGCUAUUUCAAAUGAAGGAAUUCGACCUGCCUUUCUUGAAGUUGCCAAAGAACUGUUAAAACUUUGUGAAAAAGUACCAAACUCUGGGCUGAAUUUAUAUGAAACAAUGUCACAGGAGAAGUCAAAUAACAAUAUAGUCUCACCACGCAAUCAUGUAAAAACAAACUUUGUAGGAAAUUUACAUGAUGGACGUGAACCUGAACAGCAAGAAAGGCAUUCAUGUUGCUGAUCUAUUUGGAUGAGAUAAUAUAAUAUGGGCUAUGAUUAUAAUAUGGUCUAUGAUAUAAUAUGGCCUGUGAUUAUAAUAUGGUCUAUGGUAUAAUGUGGUCUAUGAUAUAAUAUGGCCUAUGGUAUAAUAUUAUAAUAUGGUCUAUGGUAUAAUCUAUGGUAUAAUCUAUGAUAUAAUCAUGAGAAGUGUCAUCACCCAGCACAUGGGCAGGUUUAUCACACCAUAUAUGGCGUUUUUACACCAUAGUCAUUUAUCACAGCAUGAGCAGUGUAAUCACACCAUAGGCAGCUCUACACCAUGAGCAUUAUUAUUACACCACUGGUAGUUCACACCAUAAGCAAUGUUAUCACAAGAGCAGUGGUAUCACACCAGGAGCAGAGCUAUCACACUAUAACCAUUAUAUCACACC
Molecule: messenger RNA, 1204 nt
Organism: Owenia fusiformis
Lineage: Eukaryota; Metazoa; Annelida; Polychaeta; Sabellida; Oweniidae
Source: the annotation of a GenBank genome assembly